This is a messenger RNA of Aspergillus thermomutatus, 1254 nucleotides long. RefSeq names its product bZIP transcription factor. The record is from RefSeq and is a predicted model, not a curated record. The transcript has a single exon. Bases 1 to 1254 code for a protein of 417 amino acids. NCBI's taxonomy places the organism in Eukaryota, Fungi, Ascomycota, Eurotiomycetes, Eurotiales, Aspergillaceae. Gene Ontology annotation, molecular function: DNA-binding transcription factor activity. Gene Ontology annotation, biological process: regulation of DNA-templated transcription.
AUGGUAUCCAACCGCCAUAACGCAUCAUUAAGUUCCUCGGAAAAGAAACGUCUUCGAGACAGGAGAGCUCAAGAAAAUCUUCGAAAGAAACGAGAGGACCGUAUCAAAUUCCUCGAACAACGGGUGCAGUUUUGUGAGACGCAUCAUGCAGCUUCAUUAAUGCAGCAGCUGCUUACGGCUGUCGAUAGCCUUCGUCGAGAAAAUGAGUUGUUGCGAGCUCGACAGGAACGAUUGCGGAAGAUAUUUGCGUCCUGGGAUGCAGAUGAGAUUGGAGUAUCCUCAUCGGCGACAUCACAGCCACCGCGACGGUUGGAAAAUGUAGGGCCUGAUAUCAAUCCAAGCGCUCCAGGUCAGUGUGGUAAGGCGAAAAGGGGAAUAGCAGUGACUCCAGAUUCAAUUGUCAACUUCGAGAUACCAGAACCUAAUGCUCAGAAUGAGAUCUUCACCCGAACGACUGGACUGACUCUGGAGUAUGCUGGAGCUGAUCCCGGGCUUGGUCAACUCAACAGCGUACAAGGUGUUACAGCUGCUGUACCAAACAUACCGUCAACCAUUCAAUUGCCUGGAUUGCCUUAUUCUUCCGCCAUCCAGGCUCUGCCUAGCACUGUCCCCGCUUGGUGUCUGGUCCCAAUGAACGAGUACGGACAUGAUCCGUCCUUGGUGCCAGCCACAGCACCAUGGCUCUCUCGUCCGGAGCUCGUCUCUGCUUGCCCGCCUGUGCCAGAUCCAUUGGAUCUUCUCCACGGGACUCGGCGCAACUACUUGGCCAACGAGAUCCACCGUGCAAUUCGACGGCGAGCCAUUCGCGAUGCGGAGUGUGUCGCACUGGGCUGGCUGAGUUAUGUCUACAGUAAAUGGCGCGUCUCUCCCAACCCCGCAACGUUUGCGCGCCUGGCACCUUUCCAACAACCAGUCAUGACGCAGAUCCAGCAGGGUCACCCGACGUCAUUGGAUAUGGUAAUUUGGCCGCAGCUGAGGGUCAAUAUCAUCAGGAACUGGACCAAGUACGACUUCGCCGAACUCACGGGUUAUAUGAGCUGUUGCACCAAAGUGCGCUGGCCGUGGGGUAAGGAUAUGCUGGAGCGUGAUGCGGAUGAUAACCUGCAGAUUCGGGAGGAGUUUUUCGAAGUGUUUACGCGUGAAAGCGGAUGGGGCUUGACGUCGGAGUUUAUUGAUAAAUAUCCGGAGCUGAUGGAGGGGUUGGAUGUCGACGCUUUACGGUUUCGGAUGAUCCUUCCUAGUGAAGCAGAGUGA